AUCAUACAGCCCCUUUCAUCAGGAUCUCCAAAAAUGAUGCACGUGUGUGCUGUAGCUUUAACAUUUUUAUUUCUCGCUCUGGUGUUCGAGAUCAACGCAUGCGACGAGACUUUAGAUAUAUUUCCUUGCACAUGCGCAGUCAUGCUUGGAAAGAUCGUAGUUGAUUGUUCUGGAAAUGGUUUGCGAACGGUACCAGCAACUUUACCGAACCAGAUGUCGGUGCUGGAUUUCUCGGAUAAUCUGUUACAACCGGACACCAUUGAAACUCUGUGUAAUCACGGUACUAUAGAGCAUGUAUCAAUUGCUGGUAAUCAUUUAACAUCAAUUGAACCAAAACGCCUUAGGAGAUGCGACGUCAAGGGAAGUAUAGAUUUUAGCCGUAACCCUCUUAACGUUGUCAACAAAUAUACCAUAUACGGACUGGAAUUUACCCCUGCUUUGUAUGGACUAGAGGCACGAGAAUUCAAGGAAAAUACUUUCUUGGACAUGUUUAGCCUAAAGAAUCUUGAUAUGAUAACACACCAGAACCAAAUUCCUGUUAAUCUUUUUAAAAAGAAUCAUAUUGUUACGUUAAAAAUGGACAUAACUGGUGCAACAGAAAUUCCGGAGAAAUUAUUAUCUCCCCUUAAUAUGACGCUGGCGAAUGUAACAAUAAAAAGUCAGUCGAUACAAACAGUACCUGCAGAACUGCUGGCUGAUUUAAAGACGGUAAAACAAUUUUCCCUUCAGGUUAAUAACCUCCAUUCUAUCCCGUCAAAGUUCUUUCAGAAACAGACACUAUACAAAACAGUUACGAAUAUAUCUUUAACUGGUAUUAAGAGUUUACCGAGACGCGUAUUUUGGCAACUCGGUCAUCUUCGCUAUCUGGAAAUUCACGAGACCGUUGAUAUGCCGUCAGAUCUGUUCUCCAGGCUGCUCGGGCUCGAGGCUCUCGAUCUCUCGGAAAGUUCAAUAAACACCAUACCGAACAAAUGGUUCCAUGGCUUAUGGCAUCUACGGAGUUUGAAUCUACAUAAUGUCGGACUUUCUUGGUUAAAGAAAGAACACUUUAAAGAUCUGCACGCAUUAGAGAAAAUAGAUUUAUCGAAAAACAGGUUGCGAUCACUCGGUCCAAUGUUGUUUCACCAUAUCAGCGGGAGUGCGAAAUUUAUCAAUAUCAGUGAAAAUAUUUUGGAAAAGGUACCGAAUAAUCUUUUCAAGCAGAACGCUACGUUGGAACACCUUGAUAUCAGCAGAAAUCAGAUAUCUUCAAUAGAAAGCGAGGCGUUCAUUCAUUUAUCGGAGUUAAAACGCCUGCAUUUACAACGUAAUGAAAUUUACAAACUACACGCUGCCACAUUUGUUGACAAUGUAAACAUGAUUUAUCUAGAUAUUUCUUCAAAUAUACUAAUUGAUUUACCUGUAGGUCUGUUAGGUAGCAGGCAUUCGCUGUUAGUUUUUAAUUUGUCUGACAACCGCAUUAACAACUUAAAGAGAUCAAUAGCAUUCUACGGACCUACUCUACGUGAAAUAAACUUCAUGAACAAUCCAAUUGAGUGCGAUUGUGGAAUAAAGAAUGUGAAAAAAUUGCUGCCAAAUGCUUUGAUAAUUGGCUAUUGUGAAAACACACAAUCGGGAAUUGCUAUUGUGGAUUUCCCGAACGAUAAUUGUUCCGCGGAAAGUGAUGCAUAUUCGUUUAUAACAAAAAUCGUUUCUUCUAAUUCAACAGAGUGGGAGUCCAAGUUGAUAAUAAGCGCUAAUGAUGCUAUAACAAGAGUUACGCUAAAUUCAAUAUUAUCCACUGCCACACCAGUGAGCAUAUAUUAUCCGGAGAUCGAAACUUCUGUUUUACGGAUUAACUCGACUCAUUCAAAAAACUCAAGUAAACCGACCAGGCUUAACGUUUUACCUAUUACAAAAUAUAAUGUAUCGGAUUCUAGCGCUACGUUUUCUAUCAGUGAGAAAUUUACUCCUACACCUGUCCAUAAUACGUCAAAGUCAGCGAUAAAGAAAUCAACAAGUGUAAAAGUUAAUGAUUCACGGGUGGAUUCGGAUGAUAACGUUUUGGAUAUAAAUGCGAAUGAAAAAUCAUCAGAUUACCGGAAUACUGUAUCGAUUGAAUUCACAAAACCGGUGGAAAGUGUAAAAUAUAAAACUGAAAUUUCGUCUGCUGUGGUCAAACCAGAACCGGAAAUAAAUGAGGGAACUAUUUCCGCUAUUACACCGUCUGCAACGCUACAGACAAGUUUUAAAACACUGAAAACGGAUUCUAGUCAGGCGGAUAUUUAUAUUUACCCAACGGGCUAUUUUGAGACAUUGCAUACGAAAACUGUUGUAACCAAAUAUGAUGCAAGUAAAUCUGAAUUUGUAAAGAUUAUUUCUCCAACAAGCGUCUACCGUACACAGACAAACGAUGGUCAAACAAUGACCGGAGGAUUUCACAAUUCAAGUGAAACAUUUGAAUACAGUCCAAAUGCCACAGUCAUUUAUCCGAACCUCGGUUAUGGAAACAUCACCAACAAUCCCGAGAUGGCAGGAAGUGAGGAGAGAUCGGGUUACUUCUAUUUGUCCUUGGGAAGUAUAAUUUCUGUCGCGGUGUUUUCAGUUUUGAUUCUCGUUGUCUUGUAUUUUAAACGACGGAGAAGUGAUGAAUUUGUUAUGGGCACAAGAAGGAGUGCGAAUAUUUAUGAUAUUGAAGAUUCGUUUAACGAAGAUGACCCUGUGUCGCCUAGAGAAUCAUCAUGUCCCCUGAAGGAAGUGCCAUCCAUCCAGAUUGAAACGGUAGACGAUGACGGUAAUGUCAAGUUAGAAUAUUACAUUCCACCAAAGAAUCCUUCUUGAAAUUAUGUUUCUAUUUAGUUUUUUAGUGUUACAUUGUUGCAAGUUAAAAAGUUAUUAUCAGAUUAUUUGGACUGAUUCCUUUGGCUGGAGAAUAAUUGGUUUUCUAUAUGCAUACUAUAUAAUAAGUGCUUUGAUUUAUUUUUGUGACAUAUUUUGUGAAGUGUUCUUUUUUCAAAUUAAUUUUACAAUACCAGUUGAGAGUAAAAGUUUGCUUUUAUUUACACAUUGUUUCUGUAAAAGCCUUUGUGAGUAUACCAUUUUCAAAAAUUUCUAUUUCAAAAGUAGAUUUUAUACAGGUUUUUAAACGCGUGAAAAUUACAAACUUCAUGUAUGCCUAUAACAUUAAGGAAAUUGAUAUCCAGAAAUUCCGCGCCUACAUAUAAAUCAUUGAUAUCAUUCUUGUCUCUUUGAGAUCUCGUCAAUUCUCGCCGCCUAUACAACGAGAUGUUUUGCAUUGCUGUUGUUGGCUGAUAAAUUCGUGAUUUUUAUGCAUCUUAAUUUGACAGUAUUGGUGAGGACCAAAGGUCCUCUUACCGAAAUUGCCAGGUUACAAGAGAUCGGGUGAAAUUCCCUUUUAAAACUUUUUACAGCAUUCAAAAUUGUGAUAUUCAUUAGAAUGGGCAACAUUUGCGAUUGUUAACUAUCCUUACUGCAUUCGUGAUUGUUCACUUCCCUCACGGCAUUUGCGAUUUUAAACAACCCUUACAGCAUUCGCGAUUGUUAAAUACCCUCACAGCAUUUGCGAUUGUUGUCUGUCUUCACAGCAUUCGCGACUGUUAACUUCUCUAAAAACAUUCGCGAUUAUUACCUACCCUAACAGUAUUCGCGAUUAUAAAAUACAAGCACAGUUUUUGCGAUUGUAAACUACCCGCACAAAAUUCCCAAUUGGUAACAAUCGUUAAACAUUUGCGAUUGCAAUUCAUCACCACGUCAUUUGCGAUUGUAAGACACCAAUACCCCUAAAAGAAUUCACGAUUGUUAACUUCCCUCGCUUAUCAAAGCAUUUGCGAUUGUUGAAUUACUCAACCCCUUGCAACAUUCGCGAAUGUUAUAUACCCCAAUAGCAAUUGCGAUUUUUUAGAUACAGACACAUUAAAAAAUAUGAAAUUUAACGGCACUCGGUUACCAUAACAUUCAUUGAUCAUAUGAUGAUUUCAUCAAGAAAAUUGUUGUCAGAGUGCAACAAAAGAACUUUUUAUACACCGUAUUGAUUUUGCUCAAAGAAAAUACAUUCCAUGCCCAGUAAUAUUUCCUUGGAAGAGACAGUAUUCUAAAACGUGUAAGCUAUAUUUCAAAUUACACUUAAUCAAAAUAUUAUUUAUUCAUAUCAAAUGUGUUCAUCUUUAUUGCUUUUGAGACAAAAUGAGUUCAUCAUUCAUUUUAUCACAAAAGUUAUUACAUUCUGAAAGGAAAUAAUUGAUAUUUCUUCAAGGAAAACAUGCUCUGUUUUUUUUCCACCACUUUCUAUUCUAUGUUGCUUUUUGUGCCAACUACAUAUGAUUUUAAUCAUACGAAAAGUUUGUUUACAAGUUUAAUUAUUGAAGAUAAUGUAAUUUCUUUAAUAAUUAAUUAUGGUAACUUGAAGAAUUGAAUUUUUACCACAUUUUGUUGUUAUUUUCAUCCUCCAAUGCGCUGUUGGAUAAAUACGGAUUCAUUAAAAAAAGUAUUGCUCAGAGAACUUCUGUAUGCACAUAUAUUUUGAUUGUAUUAUGUACUGUAUGUUUGUGCGAUUGUGUACAUGUAUUUCAUAACAAAAAUAAACAGAGCGAUUUAAAAACCAAGAAAUGAUUUUUUAUUAUGAUUUUCAUGCAAUUUUAAUUUUAUAUAUUUCCAUAAAUCUAUUUAAACUGCGUCAUGAUUAGGAAAAUUUCGGACUUAUCUACUAGUAGGAAAUCACUACGAUUUUUGUAUUCUCCUUUUUUUCUUUAAAAAAAAUAUAAUUUAUUCAAAACAUUUACGUUAAAAUUUACACACUUGUAACAUUUUCUUCUCAUUAAAGACAUGUACAACACUAUGAAAUGUAAAGUUCGGAGUUAAAACUGAUUAUAAACAUGAUUUUGAAAAAAGAAAUCUUGCAAAAUUGUCAUGAAUUAGACGAUGAAAGUGUAGUGUCGCAAUUGUUGAAACGAAAUUCUUUUUUAUUCUUAGAAUUUAAGGUGUUUUUCAAGGAACUGUUUUACUUUGUUUGUUUGCAUAUUACUUUUUUUAUGUCAUAAUAUUGAUUUUAUUCAAUCUAUUUUAAGACAUUUGAUCCAUAAAAUGCUGAAAUAAAUUGUUAUAACUUUUCAUUUUUCUAGCGCUAACUU
Ruditapes philippinarum (Manila clam) is the source of this 5126-nucleotide messenger RNA. RefSeq lists its product as uncharacterized. Lineage: Eukaryota; Metazoa; Mollusca; Bivalvia; Venerida; Veneridae. The transcript has a single exon. The record is from RefSeq and is a predicted model, not a curated record. Gene Ontology annotation, molecular function: protein binding. The coding region runs from base 34 to 2820 and encodes 928 amino acids.